UCGUAGUCCUUUACCAACUGUAAAAUGACGUUAUCGUGGUCGUCUCUCUAUUGUCGAAAAUAUUUUUUUUAAUUUAACAAUUGGUGAUGCUGUUAGGACAACAAUGGCGACCAUGGUGGAGGAUGAAAAUUCGGUUGAUAUGAAUGAGGAUAAAAAACUGUCAUUUAAUCAAGUUUCCUACAAUUGGGUAGAUAUUACCCAAGAGUUCUUCGAAGCUAUUACAGAAUUGGAGCUGGGAGAACUUUUACACAAUGAGUUCUUUGGUCUUUUUGAAGCUAUGUCAGCCAUUGAGAUGAUGGAUCCUAAAAUGGAUGCAGGAAUGUUGUGCAAUCGAGGGAAUAGCAAGCCUUGUACUUUCAUACAGGCUAUAGAAACGGGUGCUAUUAAAUUAGAUAAUUUAAUACCUGCAGAAGUUAUUGGAAUUAUAGAUUCUACAUAUUCUUGCAUAGUGUCUUGGUUGGAAGGACAUAGCUUAGCACAAACAGUUUUUACUAAUUUAUAUUUACAUCAGCCUUCAAUGAUUGUGGAUAAACCAUUAAAGACGUUCUGCUAUGCUGUGUAUAAAAUUAUUGAAGUGAUCAAGGACUGCAUUAAUAAAGCCUUAGUUUUUGAGGAAGAAGAUUUUCAAAGUCUUACCUAUGGAUACAGAUUACAACAGGAUAUUACAGAACAAAAAACAAUAUCUAUGUUGCGAGAAGUAGAAGAGGAGUUACAUAGAAAAAGUAGAAUAAAACCAGUUGAUGUUGAAUCGGAAAAGGAGUACAAUGAUGGUUUAGCACUUUAUGCAAGAAUUAGAUUUACAAAGAUGUUUUAUCAAACAUUGUCUCUGAUGGGACGGAAAGAACAGUUACAACAAAAUUUAGUAGAUUGUCAAAGAUUAUUAUCAAAUUGUUCUGAUAUGAUUCAAGUUAUGAUCAAGACAGUGAAUCGCGGGGAAAAGGCUGACGAAGUUUCUGAUCAUCCGAAUAUAAUGGGUUUUGAUGCUAUGGUAAAUCAGAGAUUAUUACCUCCUACUUUUCCACGUUAUACUAAGAUAAAGCCACGGGUUGAGGCUCUAGAAUAUCUAGAUGAAUUGUUAAAUAGAUUUAAAACUGUUACUAAAAUCACUAAUCAUACUGGCUUUCAUGCAGCACUGGACUUUUUUUUAGAAUUUUCACGGCAAAGUCCAUGCAUAUUAUCUCGAUCGAUGUUACAAAUUGUUUAUUUGCCAACAACAAAUCGUGUAUUCGGCGUACACAAUUUUGCUGAUGUUUUAAAAGAUGCUGCACGAAAUUUUAUUGCACCACCAGUACUAAUGCCUAAAAGUACAUUACUUCAAAAUCAUCAGGCCAAGGAAUAUGUUGAUAGUUUUUUCUCACGUUGCGUUACUUUGUUUGGAAGUUUAUUGCAAUUAACUGGACAUAACAGGGCAAGACAGAGAGAUAAGUUAGCGCAUUUAUUAGAAGAUUUUGCGACCUUACAGGAUAAGGCUGAAAGAGUAGAUGGGUACUUACACACUUUAAAGAGUGACAUACCAAGAUCACAUUGGGCUUGCUUUGGCACUUGGAUUUUGUAUCAUAUGUUACGUGUAAUGAUUAUGUAUCUCUUAAGCGGUUUUGAACUCGAAUUGUACUCUGUACAUGAAUAUCAUUAUAUUUUUUGGUACCUGCACGAAUUUUUAUAUGCGUGGUUAGUAUCUGCCAUUACAAGGGCAGAUACCUUUUUAACUGAACAAGAUGUACAUAAUGAUACACACAAAGGUAGGGGUGGUAAAAAGAGUGCCAAAAAUAAAAAGAAGAAAUCAACACCAAGACCCCAUCAUUUGGAAAUUCUGAUGUAUCAGGCAAUGCAAAAUAUUUGUGGCGGGUACUACAAAGCAUUAGUUGGAUUUCGAAUGGAUGGAAAAAUUCCUCUUCCAGAAACGCAAUUUGACUCGGAAAGAGUAAGAUAUGAACAUAGGUUACUGCCAUUCUCUUCUCUUCUUACUCCUCCACCUGUUCAUUAUCAAGAAUUCUCAGAAAUGACCAAUGCUCAAAUGUAUAAGAAGAAUGAAAAAGUCACGAGUGCAACACAAUAUCUGGCAGGUUGUUGGCACUUUCAUAGAGCUAGAAAUAUGUUAGAACGUGCAUUAUCACUUUGUCCGGCAAAUAUUAAUACCGUGAACGAGAUCAAUGAUCUAUUAAAAGUGGCAAAGACUAAUUUUGUGGUUCUAAAAUUAUUGGCUGACGGACAUAAAAAGGAUUCGAAAGAGCCGCCAGUAUUUGAUUUCUCUUGUCAUCAACAUUUUCCUUUGAUUAAGCUUACCUAAAUUAUAUAUCUGUAAUAGUCGCAUUUUACUGUAUAAGUAAAUAUGUUAUUUAUUUUAGUUUACAUUAAAUUUUGAAAAUACUUUAGCGCGUUAUGCUUCGAAAUGUUUAAAAUUUUAUUCGGCAUAAUCGCAAGAAAGAAGUUUUUUUUUUUUUCAAAAAACAAAAAAAAAAAAAAAAAAGAAAAAAACAAAACAAAAAAAGAAAAAAAAAAGAAAAGAAAAGAAAAAAGAAAGCAAAAAACGAAUGUGUUCUAUUUGAAUUAUGUAAUGUCCUACAGUCUAUAUAUAUAUAUACAAUUAUAUACAUUUUCUGACAAACAUUUUUUGUAUAAACUUUUAUGCUAAUAAGAAAUGAUAUUUGUAAAUAAGUUAUGAAAAAUCUCGUAUGUGUUUUAGGGGAGAAUCAAUGUACGUCGCGUGCGAACAAAUGUGUCUAUAUAUUAAAUAAUGUUUGUAAAAGUUACAAGCCAAUGUGAAAUGUAAAUAUAAUAUGUAGAAUCCAUAGUAUAAUGUAGAUAGUGCGAUAAUGUUAUAUACAUAU
Messenger RNA from Vespa mandarinia (Asian giant hornet), 2828 nucleotides. RefSeq names its product N-alpha-acetyltransferase 35 (gene Naa35). Gene Ontology annotation, biological process: N-terminal peptidyl-methionine acetylation. The record is from RefSeq and is a predicted model, not a curated record. Gene Ontology annotation, cellular component: NatC complex. NCBI's taxonomy places the organism in Eukaryota, Metazoa, Arthropoda, Insecta, Hymenoptera, Vespidae.